Equus caballus (horse) is the source of this 8139-nucleotide messenger RNA. RefSeq names its product protein tyrosine phosphatase non-receptor type 2 (gene PTPN2). Gene Ontology annotation, biological process: peptidyl-tyrosine dephosphorylation; negative regulation of receptor signaling pathway via JAK-STAT; negative regulation of ERK1 and ERK2 cascade. Gene Ontology annotation, molecular function: non-membrane spanning protein tyrosine phosphatase activity; protein kinase binding. Gene Ontology annotation, cellular component: nucleus; cytoplasm. Lineage: Eukaryota; Metazoa; Chordata; Mammalia; Perissodactyla; Equidae. The record is from RefSeq and is a predicted model, not a curated record.
CGCGGACGGCCCGGACAGGCGUGGGGGCGGGGCGGCGAGCGGAGCGCGCAUGCGCCGCAGCGCCAGCGCUCUCCCCGGAUCCUGAGGGGCCUGAGCCUCUCCGCCGGCGCAGGCUCCGCUCGCGCCAGCUCGCUCCCGCCGCCAUGUCUUCUACCAUCGAGCGGGAGUUUGAGGAGCUGGAUGCUCAGAAUCGCUGGCAGCAGUUGUACUUGGAAAUUCGCAAUGAAUCCCAUGACUAUCCUCAUAGAGUGGCCAAGUUUCCAGAAAACAGAAAUCGAAACAGAUACAGAGAUGUAAGCCCCUAUGAUCACAGUCGUGUUAAACUGCAAAAUGCUGAAAAUGAUUAUAUUAACGCCAGCUUAGUUGACAUAGAAGAGGCACAAAGGAGUUACAUCUUAACACAGGGUCCACUUCCUAAUACAUGUUGUCAUUUCUGGCUCAUGAUUUGGCAGCAAAAGACCAAAGCAGUUGUCAUGCUAAACCGAGUUGUGGAGAAAGAAUCGGUUAAAUGUGCACAGUACUGGCCAACAAAAGACGACCGAGAGAUGCUGUAUAAAGAAACAGGAUUCAGUGUGAAGUUCUUGUCAGAAGAUGUGAAGUCAUAUUAUACAGUACAUCUACUGCAGUUAGAAAAUAUCAAUAGUGGUGAAACCAGAACAAUAUCUCACUUUCAUUAUACUACCUGGCCAGAUUUUGGAGUCCCUGAAUCACCAGCUUCAUUUCUCAAUUUCUUAUUUAAAGUGAGAGAAUCUGGUUCCUUGAAUCCUGAACAUGGGCCUGCAGUGAUCCACUGUAGUGCAGGCAUUGGGCGGUCAGGCACCUUUUCUCUCGUAGACACCUGUCUUAUUCUGAUGGAAAAAGGUGAUGAUAUUAACAUUAAACAACUGUUACUGAAUAUGAGAAAAUAUCGAAUGGGACUUAUUCAGACACCAGAUCAACUCAGAUUUUCGUAUAUGACUAUAAUAGAAGGAGCAAAAUUUAUAAAGGGAGAUUCAAAUAUACAGAAACGGUGGAAAGAACUUUCUAAGGAAGACUUAUGUCCUGCUUUUGAUCAUUCACCAACCAAAAUAAUGACUGAAAAAUAUAAUGGGAACAGGAUAGGCCUAGAAGAAGAAAAACAGGCAGGUGACAGAUACACAGAACUAUCCUCUAAAAUGCAAGAUACUAUGGAGGAGAACAGCGAGAGUGUUCUACGGAAACGUAUUCGAGAGGACAGAAAAGCUAACACGGCUCAGAAGGUGCAGCAGAUGAAACAGAGGCUAAAUGAGACUGAACGAAAAAGAAAAAGGUGGUUAUAUUGGCAACCUAUUCUCACUAAGAUGGGGUUUGUGUCAGUCAUUUUGGUUGGCGCUUUUGUUGGCUGGACACUGUUUUUUCAGCAAAACGUUCUAUAAAUAAAAAUUAAUUCUGCCCAGCAAGCUUCUGCACUAGUAGCUGACAGUGUGGUGUUAAUCACAACAGUUUGUCUGUUAGCAAACUCCUCAUACCCAAAAACGGUGCAGUAGAAUAGACACCAACCAGAUAAGUGACAUAUUCAGUCCCCAGCGCAACAUCUCAGGGCGCUGCCCCCAGACUGUAAAUGGCUAUCUAAAAUAAAGACUUUAAUGCUUGUUAAAAACUGGUACAUUUUGCAACUGUAUUCGUAUAUGUUAAGCGUAAAAUUUCACUUGACGAGAUUGAGAAAUCCUUUAUCAGAAGGAUUUGUUUUUGGAGGCUGUCUGGAUUUUGACCUGCACUUGAUAUAAGCAAUAAAUAUCAUGGUUUUAUCUAAAUUAUUACUGGAAAGAAAAUGACCUUUAAUGUGUGUAAUGUAUAAUGUACUAUUGAUAUGGGCAUCAACAUUUUAUAUUCUUAACCAUUUCAGGGUAAAUAUAUUUUAUAAGUACCUAUUUAAUCUUACUUUUGUAGUUAAAUGUACUUUUUAAAAGCUCAAUUUGCAAAAUCUGUUACCAUAAAAAAUAAAUUGUAUGUUGACUCAGUUGUACUGGAUGCAUUUUCCUACAAGAAGUUUGAUAUGAGCAGUUAGAUCUCUGAAUAAGCAAUUUUUACUAUAUAUUUGCAUUUCUUUUAUGUUUUACGGUUUCCCAAUUUUAAAAAGAAAAACAAACAAACAAAUAUUUUCCUUAAAAAUAUCUUUGAAGGAAAAUUCUCCUUACUGACGUAGUCAGGUAACAGUUGAUCAAGACUUUGUAAAGAAAUCGGUUUCUAUAAAGCCCAUUAUUAAUACCAUUUAUUUUUCAUGAAAAUUUCAGUGUAAUUACCGUAAUUUAUAAUUGGGGUAAAUCAUGAUUUGGGUAAUAAAAAUAAGGAGCAGCAUUUUAUUAUCCAUGAUUUCAGUUUACUAGACUGAAGUUUUGAAGUAAAAAUUUUUUCAAGUUCUUUCUACUUCAAUAAAUAGUAUGAUGAUGUACGAACCUUACAUUGUCCCUUUAACUUCUUAAUGGGUAUUUUUAAAGCCUACUGUUUAAUGAAUUUAACUGCUCAUUUGAGUGCUAGCUUUCGUCAGAUUCCAGCAUUCCUUUCAGUGUUUAACUUGUUUAACUUAAACUUUAAAUAGUUGUUAUAAAUUUAAUUGCUGAAAUAAUGAAAUCACAUUAUUUCAGUGGUUUUCAAACUAUGCUCAUUGGAUUUCUAAGGGGUCGCCAAGAGGUGGUAGGAAAGACUCCAAGUUUUCUACCCUUACUUUUAACCAGACCAUCUCUGCUUUAUCUAUUUUAUAUACUACAUAAGAUUUCUGCAUGAGGUUUAAUUAUUUUAAAAGUGCAGUUAUAAUUUAAAAAACAGUUUGAAAACCAUUGGUAUAGAUAGGUAUCUUGAAUUGAUUUGAGUAGCCUUCUUGAAUGUGUUAAAUUAUGCUGAAAGUAUGAAAGGAUGUAGGUGGUACUACACAUUAAAUAAGAUUUGUAUAACUUGUGCCUGUGUCCUAAUUCAGUAUUACUGUGUCCUGUAACCUUUAAAUGGAGAGGAGGUAAGAGGGACGUUUUCUUAUGUCUGUCUGCGUUAAACCUAUGCUCAGGCAGCAAACCCUAACAUCUUAGGUCAUUAUUGGUUUAAAGUCUUUCUUUCCAAUUUACCUUGAUUUAUCUUUGCUAGAAUACAGUAUAUUACUUUGCAAGUCAAAUAUGAAUAGACCAUAUUAAACUUCCAAUUGAAGAUAGCCUUGCUUUAAACAAAAAGGUAAAGACUUCUUAUACAAAACAAAUGCCGACAAUGAUGCACACUGCCCCUUUGCUGGGUAAAUGCGCUUCAUUGGAUUCGCUAUUCCCGCUUUGCUUUUUGUCUGCUCUCUGUCCUUCUGGAUGGCAUCUGUUGUAAUAUAUUUUUCAAUCAUAUUCAGCAUAGUGAACACUUGCUGGACUUCUGCAAGGGUUAGUCAUCUUUCCUCCUUCAAGCAGAUCCUUGAGGAUAAUGUGUUAAGUUUUUACCAUUAAUAAUAUUUUUGGUGGGUGCAAUGUACUAAUUAUUGAAAAUAUAUGGCAACGUGCUGUGGUGCCCACGGUCAUCGUCCUGACCCUUUAUUAAAUGAGGUAUGCUACUAGGAGAGGAGGACACAGCUAUCAUUCUUGCCUUCUCAGGUGGCGAGCAGAGGAAAAGUUAGUAAUCCUUGAUGGGUUCUGCAGCUUUAUAAAAUUUGUAUCCUUAGGUCUUCAUCAUAUUUUCUAAUUAUAACAAAUUUUAAAAGUCAGUUGUGUAGUUUGACUUUGAGGUAGUAUUUUUUAAAUAAGGAGGAAAAAAAGAUUUUUUUAAAAACCAGAGGCUUUUAUUAUUUUAAGAAAGAAUAUUUACAUUAAUAUCGACUUCAUUUAUGUUCAUAUCUAUCCCUGCUAAUAAACUGACAGCAACUUUUGAUUUAAUGCCAUCUUUUCUGGCUACACCAACUGGUUAUAUAUUCGUUUCCAAGUUUACCCAAGUAUUUCAUGCUGUCCCACUACUCAUUUUUAGAUAUGCUUGCACAUAUAUAAUAUGUAAAAAUAUGAUUCUCUAUAUUUAGUUUAUCCAUAUAUAAAAUAAAAAUAAUACCCUUUUCCUGAAUUCUUGGGUUAAAAAAAGUAAUAUGUUAAAGUGCAUAGAGAACUUUAGAACAAUAUAAAGAUCAUUUCUCAUGUUUAGAGGAUAUUUUAUGUGUUUGCUCUGUCAUGUUCCUCUUCUAUCUUUUUGGUUCAUUUCACUAUGUAUUACUAUUUCUACCAAGGAAUGAACAAAAAAAAGAGAAAGAAAGUGAAAACUUGUUAAUUUUUUUUUAAAUAGCUCUGCUUAACAGGUAUGUCAGAGGAAGGAGUUGUGACUCUUAACUUUAUGUACACUUCUGCUUGUUCCUUUGUUUUAAAUAAAUUAGAAUUGAUGGUAUGAAUCAAAAAAUAUGUAUCAGUUUAAAAAGUAGUUUAUAACGUGGAGCAGUCCUCCAGUUUUUACAUCAAUUCCUUCUUUGCUUUCAGCAUCAGUUUACAGUGAUGGUUGCUACCAUUUACUGAUCGUUUCCUAUUUGCCAAGCACUGUGCUAAGCAGUUUUCAUAUAUUAUCCUAUUUAAUCCUCACAACAAACUUUUGAGGUAGGUGGUGUUAUUAUUAAGCCAUAAUCAACCUGAGACUUGAUACUUCUAUAUUCUUCUAUGGUGCUACCAUUGAAAAGUCUCAUAUAUAUAGUAUAUUUUAGAAUUAGAUAAUUCUUAGAGAAAGACUUACCUUCUGCAAGUCAUUUCCCUCUUAGAAAAAUAUCUCUGACUAGAUUCUAUAUUAAUAGACACAGGCCAGAACCUGAUUAUAUUAGAAAUAUUUUUAUGAAUCAUUAUAUACUCUAUUUUAAUGAGUACUUAGAUUUGCAAAGUGCCUGCCUGGUUAUUGUACAGAUUUUAAAAUCUAGUCUGCCUUGAUUUUUACAUUCAGAUACAAAUCAUCUAGAGAUUUUUCUUAAGUAUAGUCUAUUAUCAUCUAAUGCCGUUAUGUAUAGCGUCCAUUUCUUCCCAUGUUCAGACAGGAGCCUAGGAAUCACACCUUCUGUAAACAUUGAUUUAUUUUUUCGUCUCAUGGGCCCACGUGAGUUUGUCAGUGGGGUAGAGAACAUGGACCAAGAGUGUGAUCUCUAAAUCUGCUGUGCGCUAGUGGGGGGCGGGGAGCCAGGGAGUGGGGACCGAGGUCAGAACUUGGUACAUCAAUCCUGGUCUGGAACUAGCUGUAUAGCAGAAAUGUCUGUUCUGUGUUCUUAUUUCUACAUCAACAGCUAAUUACAUCUCUUUUACUUUAAGAAACCCAUUUGGCUUUGACUUAAUUUAGAUGAUGGGACACAAAAUCUCAUAAAUAAAAUUUUGAAGAAUAGAAGCAUAAUAUUUUUCCACAUAAUGAAAUUAAGUUCUCCUGACUUAAAAUACAAAUCUUCGUCAUUUCCUGAAUGGUUUAUUCUGGAAUUGACCUGUUUCUUUAAUUCAUUUGUCUGGAUUUGAUCCCAUUUUUCCUUAUUCCUAUCUUCAAAGUACUGUUGGUGGGACAACAGCACCAACAGCCCUUACAACAGUGGCUGUGUUAGAAAUUGUAGCUCUCUCUUCUUCUAUUCAAUAUACGUAAAUGAUAACACGCAUUGGUGGGAAGAAACUCACUUUUGUAAGCUCCACAGUGCCUGCUCUACCCAGGAAUCCUCAGAGAGAUACUGCACACUUACUGGCUGUAUUUUGUGUAUGUGGCCAUAAUAUAGCCAUUUCAUUGUUCAAGAUUUGGGAGUUUAAGCCUUUCAUUUGGGAAUUUUAAGCUACCCACUUUCUUGGGUAGUGUUCUGAAGAAAAAUCUUCUAGGAAAAUGGUAUGAGUUUGGCUAUCUCCUUUUUUCCUCAGCAGCAGGAAUUUUCUCAAUGUUUACCACAUUCACAUUGCUCCAAGAACAGCAUUGAGCAAUUCUGCACGAGUGCUUUCUCUCAACAUUCUUCAGAGAAAUGAUUGUCUCCUUUGGCUACUGGAUUCUGGAAACUUCUUUGAGGAGAAUUUUUUCCUUACUGUCAUUGCUGAUCCUUUUCUCAUGUUGUAUGCUAUUUACUCCAUCACAGAGUGUUGUCAAGCGUAAGCAGUGAAUCAAACUGAGAAGCUUUUACUUGGUUUGAGAGGCUUUGUCUUUAUCAGUAACAACCUGACAAAGAAAAGAUUUUAAAGAGCUCUGACCAUCUCUGAACAGUCCAUUGGGAGAAUGAAAAGUCCAGUCUUUUGAAGUCUUUCUAUUUUAAUAGGUUUUAUAAUUUAGCAUGGAAUAUGGGAAUUACAGGAUUUAUCGUUUACAGAGUCUACUUUAAUACUCUCUGUUUUUCCAUUACGUAGUAUGUUUUGGGGAACUAUAAGGAGAAUUGCAUGGGACUUUUUUUCUUUAUUGAGACCGUUUUUUAAAGAAAAGCAUCAGCUCUUUAUUGUUGCUCUAAUAUCGCAUAGAUUUUAUAGAUACAUGAUGAUGUUAAUAGUUCAAAUUACUAUAAAAACGAACAAGUUAUUUUGAGUUUGAUGAAUUCAGGAAAGGAAAACUAGGUAAGUUGAUUUGAUCUAUAAGGUAAUACUUUGCUCACUAUAGAGAAGUUUUUAUGUUUCUUUUCAUUAAAAUAUUAGUGUGAAAAUCUGUUGACAAAAACUGCUUAGGAUGCAGUUUGACAUUCUAUGACUUCAGAUGGGGAGCUAGCUUGGGAAGAUGAUGCUCUGUCUGUAAAGCUGGCCUGCAUCCCCUUCUAGAAUAAGGAUGAUUGGCAGUGUGCAAGGGCCGCUUUCUCAAAGAAAGCACCAAGCGUGGCUAAUUCCACCUCAUUUGUUUGGCCCCGUUUUACUUUUGCCUUGUUAAAUAAAACAGCCAAAAAUGAUUCAAGUGGACAUAUAUUUUCCUAAAAUGAAGCCCAUUUAUCUUUUCACUCUUGCAAGUAGUCCUUUAAAAUAGUUAACACUUCCAAUGAUUUCAUCUUAUUUUCUUAUCUCCCAGAAUAAUAUUUACAAAGAAAGAAAUAAAUGAAUUUUUAAAAAUGCUGUCAAAUUCUUCUAGUUGUUAUAGAUGAUAGUUUAUCCUUGGUAAGUGUAUUUUUAACACACUGUUGGGGAAGACAAAGUGUAUGUUGAACACCUACAGUUCUGCCAGUCAGUUUAAAGACAUAAUCUAAAUUUAACCCACUUAACACUUCUAGAUAUAUCACGUUACCCCUAUUUUCAGGUAAGAAAACUGGUCAAAAAAUAAGUAACUUGCCCAAGAUUGCACAGCUAGUACCUGACAGAGCUAAAAUUUAAACUCCAGUCUGUAGAAUUCCCCAAACCCAAACCUCAUACUUUUUCCAUUAUGUCACACUGGCUCUUUUUAUGGAGUAUUUAAACCAAAUGUUUAGACAACUACUUUUACCUGUUAAAAUUCAAAGUAACCCUCUUUAUUUUUUAAGUGAAACAAGUCAAAUUUUUUCCCUCCAAAAAAUUUUGUGAAAUGAUUUGAACUACCAAUGAACCAGAGAAACGCUGGAACAUCAGAAUAUUCUCUAAACCAAACCAUUUCAUUCACUUUGAUUGCUUAGAGUAAAUUUUUUUUGUUUUAAAGAGCAGACUUCUGAAUGUGUGGCAAACAAGUAUGUAUCUUGCAGCCAUCAGAAUCAAUAAGUACCUUUCCCUAUUUUGACCACUUUGGUUCAGGUUGCCGUAGAUCCCGGCAGUGAGCAUGCAUAGAAGGUUUUAUGACCACAGAUAUCUAAUGAGAAUGUCUUCUUGAUGACUUGACAAUUUCUCUAUCAGUGCUGGAAAAUCAAAGAAAAGGGUUAUUCAGAACAGCAAGGUCAUUGUUACUGUUAUUUUUUCCUUCAGUAGAAGGAGCCAGUAGUUGGAAGAAGCCCAAUUUGCAGUAUUUCGAGGUUUUUGACUAAAUGUUUUGGAUAAAUGUAUGGGUGUGGUUUAUAUUUCCUAUUUAUAUACAUGGAGAUACCAUAAUGACAAAUAUUUAGAUUUUUUUUUUUUUUUUUGUCAUAGCAAGGGAUGUUGGGGGGAAAAUGGAAAUACCAUUUACCUCCUCAAAAGUUCAGCUAUUUUCAGAUAUUGUGAAAUAACAUCAAAAACUCAGCUGCCCUUCAAAUAGUUAUUUCAUCUGUCUAUCACAUGUUUAAACUCUCAUUUAUCUUUACUUUUUGGCAUUAAAAUACAAUAAAUCUCUCAA